Molecule: messenger RNA, 2225 nt
Organism: Onychostoma macrolepis
Lineage: Eukaryota; Metazoa; Chordata; Actinopteri; Cypriniformes; Cyprinidae
Gene: scamp4
Product: secretory carrier membrane protein 4
Exons: 7
Coding region: 236-931 (231 amino acids)
Biological process (GO): protein transport
Cellular component (GO): trans-Golgi network membrane; recycling endosome membrane
Source: RefSeq, a predicted model, not a curated record
AGUCUUUAACAGUUACAACUUCCGUCCGCUACGUACAAAACAGGCCACUUUAGAACUACAAUUCCCAUAAUGCACCAGAACGCUAGUCCGCCACGGGAUUACCAGGAUUCAAUGCGGACUGCAGACGCAUCCUCAUCAAACUAUUUAGCGGUGCACAGCACUGAAAACUUCAAUUCUUCGGUCCAGAGAGGAAAAAAGUUCACUAGCACAAGAAACAUAAACAUUAAAAUUGAGAAUGACAGAUCGAGCAAACAACUUCCCCCCUCUGCCGAAGUUUAUUCGCAUAAAGCCAUGUUUUUACCAGAACGUGGAUGAGGAAAUUCCGCAACCCUACCAGCAGCUUGUGCGUCGUGUUUACAAUCUUUGGAUGUUGUACUGUCUCACACUAUGUGUCAAUGUGGUGGCCUGCAUAGCUUGGUGGGCCGGUGGGGGUGGAGCGGUCAACUUUGGGUUUGCGCUCCUCUGGCUGCUGGUUUUCAGCCCAUGUAGCUACACCUGCUGGUUCAGGCCACUCUAUAAAGCAUUUCGGGCUGAUAGUUCCUUCAACUUCAUGGCAUUCUUCUUCAUUUUCUUUCUGCAAUGUGUUCUUGUCUUCAUCCAGAGUCUUGGAAUAUCAGGUUGGGGUGCUUGUGGUUGGAUUGCCACAGUGAUGUUUUUCGGCACAAAUGUAGUCUCGGCUAUAUUCAUGCUCAUCUGUACUCUGCUCUUUACCAUAGAUACAGUUCUAAUGGUGUUCAUUCUUAUCAAGGUUCAUCGUCUGUAUCGCGGAGCAGGAGGCAGUCUUCAGAGGGCGCAGGAAGAAUGGAGCACAGGCGUGUGGAAAAGCGCCCCUGUGAGAGAUGCCGGAUUCAACGCCAUCUCUGAAACUGGCCCCAGUCUGCCCCAGUAUCCAGCCGCAGUGCCCAAUUACCCAGAGAGCGGCCCCUGGUGAUACCUUUUCUGAACUACAGAUGGAGCCAGAGCACUACUGCUUGUCUUAAUAUUAAAGGGGCAGUUUGCAGUGGGACGUUACUCAAUAUUUUUGCCAUCAUGGACUUGUGAAUAGUUCCGUUGCUAUUGUACAAUGUUUUUCUUAAUAUAGCAAAAAGUUCUAAUGUUAAAUCACUCCUUAAAAAAUGUGUAUAAACCUAAUUAGUUAUUUUUUUUUAGUUAAAAAUAAUAGAUCUUUUGAACACUUUAAUGUGAAUGACGAUCGAAAAUGUGUCAAACCACUUUUCUGGGUGCAAAUUCUGACAAAACACCAAUAACCAAGCCAAAUAAGCAAACUGCUCCUUUAAAAACUCUCUCAACACAUACUACUCUCAAACUGACAGCAAAAUGGUGGACCAUUAGUAUAAAAAUAGCAAAAAUGGACACUUUACGUUAAUGAAUUCAUCUCAGUUCAUCUGAGCCUUGACAUGUCUUAGCAUUCCAUUGAAUUGUUCGAGAAAGAAAUCAGAAUAGUUGCAUAUCAAAUUACUGACUUGUGUAGAAUACAAAUGCAUAUAUAUCACUGUAUUGCAUACAAUCACAUUACCGUUUUAGGGAAAGUGAUUUUUAAAAGAGAAAAAAGCAUGUCGGAAUUUUUUUUUUUUUAAAUCAUGGCAGCUUUUCUAUUUACCUCGAGAAAUUCGGUCUCACAUUUCCACAUAAGUGCUUCUGCAAUUCAUUUCAAAUUUUGGUAAAUUAUUCCCUCACUUUUAAGACUCACAAGCAUGUCUUUGUAAAUAGUAUGAUUUGCAUACAACACACCCUUUUUAUAUUGCAACAAAGCAUUGCAGAUUUUCUAAGAUCUAUGACUGAGAAUGUUUCUUGCAAACACAUCUUGUGCCUGCUCUCUUUUCUGUUUGAAGCUUUCCACAUCUUCGAAAUGAAGUCCGCCUUAAUUCUUCAUGCAAAUUAAGCAUGUGUGAACCAAUAGCUUUCGAUUUUCCCUCAAGUGCUACAACUCUAUUGGUGGAUGUGGCUACAUCCUGUGCUACUUUUAAUACUGGCUUCUAAAUAUGUAUUACCUAAAAUUUAUUCCUGGUUUCAUUUCAGUAAUCAUUGUGCUUCGUAUUGGAGCAUUGUGUUUCCAAAUGCGGUUGGCAAAAACGUGUGACUUGAUCUUUAUUACUUUACGUUUAAGAUCUCCCUCCACCGAGCCAAAGGAGGCUGAUUUUGAAACGUUCCAUGACUGGCCACGUGUAGCCAAAGUAUUUAACAAUCCUGUCUCUAAAAUGUGACUAGAAUGACUCCUUUUUUUU